This is a messenger RNA of Myiozetetes cayanensis, 19692 nucleotides long. It is a transcript of the gene GUCY1A2, whose product is annotated as guanylate cyclase 1 soluble subunit alpha 2. The record is from RefSeq and is a predicted model, not a curated record. Lineage: Eukaryota; Metazoa; Chordata; Aves; Passeriformes; Tyrannidae. Gene Ontology annotation, cellular component: guanylate cyclase complex, soluble. Gene Ontology annotation, biological process: cGMP biosynthetic process; response to oxygen levels. Gene Ontology annotation, molecular function: guanylate cyclase activity; heme binding. The transcript has 8 exons. The coding region runs from base 16 to 2172 and encodes 718 amino acids.
CCGCCCCGCGGCACCAUGUCCCGCCGCAAGAUCUCGUCGGAGUCCUUCAGCUCGCUGGGCUCGGACUGCCCGGAGACGAGCCCCGAGGAGGAGGGCGAGUGUCCCCUGUCCCGCCUCUGCUGGAACGGCAGCCGCAGCCCCCCCGGCCCCGCCGACACCCCCUUCGCCGCCGCCGCCGCCGCCGCGGCCACCGCCGGGGCGCGCCGCGCUCCGCGCCGCCGGCGAGUCAACCUGGACUCGCUGGGCGAGAGCAUCCGCCGCCUGACGGCCCCCGCGCCUCAGACUAUUCGGCAAACUCUUCAAAAGACACUGCAGUAUUUUGAGCAUCAAGUUAUUGGCUACAGGGAUGCAGAGAAGAAUUUUCACAAUAUAUCAAACAGAUGCUCCUAUACAGACUGCUCUGGCAAUGAAGAAACUGAGGAUGUCUCAGGAAUUCUUCAGUGUACGGCUAAUGUACUUGGUCUGAAGUUUGAGGAAAUGCAAGAAAAGUUUGGGGAGGAAUUCUUCAAUAUCUGCUUUGAUGAGAAUGAAAGAGUUCUUCGAGCUGUAGGUGGGACCCUUCAAGACUUCUUCAAUGGCUUUGAUGCUUUGCUGGAGCAUAUUAGAACUUCAUUUGGAAGACAGGCCACCCUGGAAUCCCCUUCUUUCCUAUGCAAAGAACUCCCUGAAGGCAAUCUCAUGCUUCAUUACUUUCACCCACAUCAGAUUGUGGGAUUUGCAAUGACAGGAAUGAUAAAAGCAGCAGCAAAGAAGAUUUACCACUUGGAAGUGGAAGUAGAACAGGUCACAAAUGAUAAGCUGUGUUCAGAGGGGACAAACCCAGGUAACUGCAGUUGUCUGACUUUCCUUAUCAAAGAACACGAAAAUGCAAAUAUCACAAAAGCACUUCCACCAGGAACUUCCCAGUCCCCUUUAGACCUGAGGAUUAGCAUCAGCACCUUCUGCAGAGCUUUCCCCUUUCACCUGAUGUUUGAUCCAAACAUGCUGAUUCUCCAGCUUGGAGAAGGUCUUAGGAAGCAGCUCAGAUGUGACACUCAUAAAACCCUGAAAUUCCAAGACUGCUUCGACAUAGUUUCUCCUAAAAUCAGUGCCACAUUUGAACGAGUUCUCCUGAGAUUAUCUACUCCCUUUGUCAUUCGGACCAAACUUGAGGAUUCCGACUCUGAAAGUAAAGAUAAGGUGAUGGAAAUUAAAGGACAAAUGAUUCACGUGCCAGAAUCAAAUUCUAUUUUGUUUCUCGGUUCCCCAUGUGUGGACAAGCUGGAUGAACUGAUGGGCCGAGGCCUCCAUCUUUCGGACAUACCUAUCCAUGACGCUACUCGUGAUGUCAUAUUGGUUGGGGAACAAGCAAAGGCACAAGAUGGCUUGAAGAAACGAAUGGAUAAACUGAAGGCAACGCUAGAAUGUACACACCGAGCCCUGGAAGAGGAGAAAAAGAAGACAGUAGAUCUCCUUAUUUCUAUUUUCCCUGAAGAAGUGGCUCAGCAGUUGUGGCAGGGGCAGCAGGUUCAGGCCAGGAAGUUUGAUGAUGUCACCAUGCUGUUCUCGGACAUUGUUGGCUUCACUGCCAUCUGCGCGCAGUGCACGCCCAUGCAGGUCAUCAGCAUGCUGAACGAGCUCUACACGCGGUUUGACCAUCAGUGCGGAUUCCUGGACAUCUACAAGGUGGAAACAAUAGGUGAUGCAUACUGUGUUGCAGCAGGGCUCCAUAAGAAAAGCCUUAGUCAUGCUAAAGCCAUUGCCCUGAUGGCACUGAAGAUGAUGGAGCUUUCAGAAGAGGUUCUCACUCCAGAUGGAAGCCCUAUUAAGAUGAGGAUAGGCAUUCACUCAGGUUCAGUGCUGGCUGGCGUCGUUGGUGUAAGAAUGCCACGCUAUUGUCUAUUUGGGAACAACGUCACCCUUGCAAGCAAGUUCGAGUCAGGAAGUCACCCACGCCGCAUCAAUGUCAGUCCCACCACAUACCAGCUUUUGAAAAAGGAAGAAAAUUUUAUUUUUAUCCCUCGUUCCCGUGAAGAGCUUCCAGAAAACUUUCCAAAGGAAAUUCCUGGGAUCUGUUACUUUCUUGAGGUCAGAAGUGGUCAGAAGCCGCCAAAACCCUCCAUCACAUCUGCCAGAGUGAGAAAGGUUUCUUACAACAUUGGCACCAUGUUCCUCCGGGAGACUAGCCUAUGAGGCCUGCUGCAGAUCAAAGACUCGUCAAAAAAGCACAAGCCCAGAACUGGGUCAUGACAGGGGAGUUGGAAGUUCUUUGUAUGUCUCUGCCUUGUUCUGAACAGGCAGUAAAAGCUCCAUGUAAUGUCAGGCAAUAAUCAUUUUAAAAGGUGGGUGACUGCUGUCAGUAAAUAAAGUGGAGAUAGGAAAAAAAAAUAUUAAGCAAUUUAUUUCCACUUCCAGAGGAAUUUCUUUCGUAAACUUCAGUCUGGCCCCUCUAUGGCAAACAAAACGAAACAACACCCCAACUCUCAAAUUAGAGGUUGGUUUUGUUUUGUGCAGAAAGGAUGGUGGUUCUCUGUAGAUUUGCACCAGCUAAGCAGAAUUGAGAGUCAGUUCUGAUUAUGCAUUCCUACAUUUAAUGUGUUCUUCAGUAAGGUAAUGAUGUUUUUUAACUUUAUGAACAAGCAUUUCAUACAUAUACUGUAGAGCUGUUGUAACCUUCCUGGCAGGAGGAAUUAUAAUUUAAUACAAAUAUUGUAGGAAUUUUACCUAUUUUUAUACAUAUUUCACUUUCUGGAUAAUUACAUUCCACAUACUGUAAGCUGAGUGAGCUUAGAUAGCUUUUCAGAAGAAGUUGCUGUAUAUUUCAUACAUUUUACCUAUCAAAUGUAUUAUUAUACUAGUAGGAAGAAGGCAUUUCUUGACUUUUUUUGGCAACAAAAAUACCAAUAUUUUACAGGAAAAAGACCCCACUUUGGUAAAUCUCUUUACCUGAUGUUUAUGCUAAAGCUUUAGAUGAGCAUUGUCUUCUUAUAUAAAAUAGUGUUCAGUAUUUGUCCUACAGUGCUGUAUGUCUAGUCCUUCCAGAACAAUGCAAAGUGCAGAAGAUCAAUGUGUAGACAAACAGAUAAGUUCUCUUCAGUGGGGUUUGUUUGCCUUCUAAAUUAUCAGGCAGACUGAAUUUUGGUAGAAGCCCUGAACUUUUUAAAAAAAUUUGGUCCUGUGAAAACUUAUUCUGAGGAAUUCCAGCAGACACUGGAAGCUUUCUGGAUACCAGUUUUCCAUAUUUUUUUAUUUGGACUUGUGCUCCUAGUCCAGAUUGUAUAUUCCAAAUCCAAUCUGUUAAUAAUGAUUGCUCAUACGGAAAUUUCCUCUGUUGCUGGAUUGGCUUGAAGGUCUCCUGCUUUAUCUAAUGAAGGUCAAAAAACUACCAAAAAGAGGAAGGCAGUACUUUCCCUGGUUAUUGGAAAUGGCUGUUCAAGAUUUAGAUUAGUCUAGGUCAAUUGAAAAAAAGAAAAAAAAAGUCCAGUUCUUUCCUGUUAUAAAUUAAUAUAGUAUUAUUGUCUUCAAUUAAUCCAGUGGAAGCAAGAUGUGUAUCUGUCCCCUAAUAGGCACAUUUUUCAGCAUUGCUUAUUUCUCAGGUUUUCCUUUUCAAAAUAAUGGCAGACAGUUUUCCUCUGUAGAUGUACUGCCUUUGGGGUUGUACUGAUGUGGGCUGUUGUCCUGGACUUGCAUAUUGUUAGUUAAAACUUGUGCAGUGAUUUAAAGUGGCUUUGCUUUACAUGAGCAUUAAUCAAAACUCACUGGCAUCAAAGGUAAGACUCAGCAGCACUAGGAGGCAUGAGAAACUUUGCAUUUAUCUAAUCCAGACCAGAAGUGAGUUUGCUUAUCGAUUUGGCAGCCAUAAUGUGAGACACGUUAUGAAAAUAAGUAAAUAACUUUCACCAUAUGUCCAGAUCAUCCAGUUAGAUCUUUCUGUCUUGAACGUGUACAGACUUCAGCAUAUCAAGGACAUCUGAACUUAUUAUGCAGGAGUGGGGUUUUUAUUGCCUGAGGAGGGUAGGUGCAUGGGAAUUAGCCCAGAAAUUUCCUUGAAUUGAAAUUCAUUCACUUUCUAGAGCAACACUGAUAUUGGAACAUUAAUAUUAGACCAUCCUUGGGAUUGGAGGAGUUAAUCUUUUAUCUCCCUUGAUAAACAGUAUCUGCAGUUCUAUGGCCUGUCUGAAAAAUGACUUAUAAAAACUGUUCAAACUUGAGGUUACAGAAUUUCCACCCAAACUACAGAUCUUACAAUUUUCUGCCCAGGAUGACAAGUUUUAGCCUAUUAGUUUGCACAGACACAGGAUGUAGCAUGCAUUUUUUUCCCUGGGAACACCAGUGAGACAUGUAAGAAUCAUAAAAGGAUCAAAGUUCAUGUUUCACCAGUGGAAGAAGAACGCCACUUCCCAGCUAAUAAAUCUGUGGUUUUGAUGUUUAUAUCUAGUUCCCUAGAGUGAAGAUUUUUCAAAUAACCAUCAUUAGAUUGAGAUUUCAUUCUGACUUCACUGGCACAUCCUUAUUGUUCAGUAGGUGCUGAUAUCAGAGUGCCAAUCUCUCUGGCCAAGAUCUUUUUCUCUUCUCACCACCCAUAGUCCUGUAUGAUGAGAACAAACAUAGAGGUUCAGACCAAAAGCUUGUGGCUCAACUUGUCUCAGACAGUUGCCAGUAGGAAAUGCCUUAGGUUAAUUCUGUAGCUGAUCUUGUUUGAGGGAAACAUUUUCAUAGGAAAUGGUGGAUAAAUGCUCAUUCUACUAGCAAAUUGGAGAAACCGUCUAAAACAGUUGUGUCACCAUCCUCAUCCUCUCAGAUACUCUUUAUUGUAUAAGGAAAUUUAUAGUCACAAAGAUGUAUGGUGUCAGCAUCACCAUGGAGACAAUGACAGUGUUUGCAAAUAAAUCACCUAACUCCCCAAAUUAGAGCAGACUUACUGUGUAAGAAUAUACUGUCUCUGCUUUUUAUAAGCUUGUGUAAAGGUAGCAUACCUAGAACUUCAGCACUGAUGCUAAGUAUAAUGUUAUUGUUUCUGUGUUAUGACAAGGGAAGUUAAUAAAAAAAUUUGGGCUAUCUAGGGACAUUUUUCUAUGUAACUGUGAGAAAAGUGUAAAACAAAUUCUCAGCACUUUUUAACUUUGUAGUUGCAUCAGCUGCCUUGAAUUUCAGGUUGCAAGUUUUUUUUUGUUGGACACCUUUGUGAAGUUAAAUGAAAUUCAUUAUCAAGAGUGAUGCUGUGAUGCCAAAUAGGUGGUAGUCAGACUCAACAACGCUUACUUUUAGUGACAGGGAAAAUGUUCUCAUUGGCCUGGCAUUGUCUUCAUAAAUAAAAAAGUUCUCAGAAUGUUUUACCUUGGAAUGAUGAUGAGGAGAGGUUAGAGGAGCUAAAAUGGAUGCAGAAAUCAUAUACUGUAGUUGAAAUUUUCUUUCAAUACUUUCCUUGCUAUGAAACAGAUGGUCUUUUGUUCCUCUGAGUAAGAAUGUACGUGCUUGUGUUUCUUCACAUAGCUACAAGUAGCCACAUCUGCUGUCUUGAGUUCUGUGUGGGACAAAUCCACCCCUCUGAAGAGAGAGGGAGGAGAUCUACUACAUAGUGUCCGAACAAGGCAAAGGAAAGCUGACUGGGCUCAUCGGUCUCUUGGCUACAAACCUGUUCUGUGCAUCUUCCCCCUGCUCCAGUCUCAGAGUGAUGAGAGACCACGAACUGAUCACAGAGGCAGAUCCAGUGGUCUUUUUUUUGUGUACAAAAUUCAUGAGGCCCAAGUAAACAGACUCAACAGUCAUUCCUGCAGAGCACUUUUUACAGAUCUUGUGUCAGAUUUUUCCAUCUGGUUGAAGCUCCCCAUCGCACAGGCUUUUCUGUGAUGCAGUGCAUAGAGGUCAGGAACUCAGAGCAAGAAGGAAAUAGUGAUGGAAGUGGUAGAGUGGUGGAUAACUUUUGUUCUGCAUCACUCUGGUAAUAUUUGCCAUUCAAAGACAAAAGCCCCUGCAUGGGAGAAUUGCUACUAAACCAGGACUCUCCAAGUGUGGUUUUCUUGCAGGAUCCCAAAGGAUAUUUCUUUUUUUAAUUCCAGAGAGCCAAUAGUCAUUAACUGAGAUUGUGGUUUUGGCUUCACUGCUCAUUCCCACUUCCAGUUUCAGAUCCGAGUCUGUUUAGAAAGACAUUUUGAAGCCUGGAAGCAUGCCUCUGCAAACAGAAAACCAAAGCUUUUAAAACCUGGGAAAUCUUGUAUGGGAAUUGCCUGUUCUGAAGAAAUCCUUGUGGUUGAGUCAUUAACAGGUCACACUGCAGUUCAUGUAUACAUAUACCAUUUUACAAUGCUAUCUCUUCUUGUGCUUAUGGUGCUCCCCACCAAGUGUAACAGCAGGAUCAGGUGUAUUUAACAGCCCUCUUAAUUUUUUUCCUAUAUAAACCAAGCAGUGCAAAAUCAUGACAUGUUGCAUGUAUUUAGAAGUAUCAGCACUGCACUGUGGCUUAAACUCUGAUAAGCAAUUUCACACUGUAUAUUUCUUUUUCUGAAGAGAUCCUUCUCCCCAGCCAUUUAAAAAUGAAGGGAAAAGAUACCAACAAAACUGCUGUGUUGAAUUGGAAAUGAGUCUGAAACCACCAUCAGUUGUUUGGGCAAGUUUAACUGCUGGACGGCUUUCAGAUUCUUCAGCUGCCACAAGCUGCCACACUUGCAUAUUCUUGCAGACCAUCCUGCCAAGAAAUCUGUAACCCAACAGCAGCAUUGCAAACUUAAGACAUUUUCUGGGUUUUCCUCUUCAGGUCUCAGGCCACUACUUCACCUCUGCUGAGUUCUCAGAGCUCACUGAGAAGAGCGAAUUCCCUGUCCUAAUGCAGUCCCAGAGCUUCUGGCUUCAUUUUUGGGUUCUGGGGAUUUUUUGCAAAAUUUUACAUGCGUAGCAUUGGAAAUAGCAAUAUGCUUAAAUUAGCAACAAAACAAGAAGCUUAAAAAAGCUUGUCAAACUCAGAAAAAGUUGGUUCCCUUCCCUCAAGGUAAUACAUUAUUUAUAGCACUGUGCUAGGAUUGAGGGUGCCAGUGACAGUAGAGGCUGUGGAUGAAUUGAAGAUGCUGAGUGUGCAGGAGACUCAACAGGCAGGAGUUAAUUGGCUUCUGCUACUGUUCAUAAUUCCAUCAUCUUGCGUGCUCUGUUCUGCUCUUGAUCAGGCUUCUGCUAUUCAAAAGACCUCCACUUUCCUUCCCUUAAUACACUGUAUGUGAUAUAGAUAGUGAAUAAUUUCUAUUAUUGUUCUUAUUGGCAUAUAUUGUUGACAUGGCUGCUUAUAUCUAAAGAAUAACUGGGGUUAAGGGGCUGAUCUUUCUCUUCCUUUCAGCAAAGACAAAACUGUUAAAAUGACACGGCAGGCACUCACAUCACUAGAGAGGGAGAAGACUGCAGUGCAAAUUGUCACUGGUGGAUUUGGCUGAAGUCAGUGCAUUAACAGUCCAUGGCAUGUUUUUAGCAUGUUUUAUCUGUGCAGAUAGGAGUUACUCCUUAACAACAUUACUAAUUUGCAAUGCAUGAGCAGGCUUACAACAAAAAUCUGUAAACUGUUUAACCUCAUAAUCAGGAUUGAUCUUUCAUGGCUUGGCUGUUAAUCAUGCAUGAAAGCAAGAAAAACAGUGAAACUGAGGAAGGCAACAAUUCAGUCACAGGCAACAGGUCAUUCACCUCUGCACAUGCUUUCUUGUUCCUGUGACUUAGAAAGGUUGACCUCCAGUUAUCUGUGGUCCAGGUUAGUAUCUCUGUGUCACUAUGACAACGAAAUGGCCUAUGAAAACCAGCAUGGAGCGUUUCAGUCUGCUUCCCCCUGGGCUGGGAUUCACAUUAGAGAGGCCAAUACAGCAUGUGAUGUAAAGUGGCAACUAUGCUGGCAGCCUUAGCAAAAGGAUCAGUGGAGGCAGAUGUUAAACCAGGUGUUUGCUCCGGGAACUUUAGUUUCCAAGGUAGAGUAAAACAGAACAUGUUUUAUUUUGGACAAAAAGAUAAGACAGAAUUUCAGAGAAACAAGUGUUUACCAGGGAGGCAGCGGAUUUAAAGUGAAUCAAGAGCAACACACUGGCUACCUUGGUGGCAGCAGUGCCUGCAGCUCUCUGGCCCGCUUUGGUUCUCCAAGAAUCAAGUUUCCUCUGAAGACUGGAGGACAGGUAAAUGUUUCAGGCACUUGUCCCCUCUACUCUAGAUACAGCAUGAGGCUGCCUAAAUCCUUGAAUGUGCUUAACUUUCUCAGUGACCACAGAUGCAAAUCUAGACUAGAAAUCUGGUUUUUUUUUGAGAAUGGCCAAGAUAAAUGAGAUUGAUCCCACUGAUUUACAUUCUUUUCAGCCCAGGUGCUGUUUCUCAGAUCUUCUAGUCUUACUGCUUUCCAGCAUUUUGCAUUGGCCAAAAUAAAUCGAAUCAAAUUAAGUGUCAGAGGGAUAGAUAAGGAUAUUCCAGGAUAAAUAAAGAUUUGAUAUGGUAGCCAUAGUGACUGUCAAGAACACGUGCUACUGCAGUUCUGCAAACCUCUACUCCUCGUAUCUGAAGCCUUCACAGAUGAGGCUGGCACUGCCAAUCACCACUCCUGGAUGCCAUUAAGACUGUGAUUUAGAAAAGCUUUUCAGGUCUGAGCUCUUAGCCCAAUUAUGCAAAACCUCUGUGCCAAGUUCACCUGAAGUGUAUGCUAGAAUGCCUGUAUAAACCCUUUUAGUUGUUCUGUAAUAAAGAUGGUGAUAACGUAAAUUGUAAAGAGCAGAGACAGAGUUGCCAGGUUAUCAAUACCAUACAUUUUUUGUGCUUUUGUGAAUUUGUAGGCCCAGAAUUAACUUUCCAUGAGUAGAAGGUCUCACAUUGAGCUACUUGUUUUCUAGGUAUUCCUUAGCAAUACUCUCUAAUGACUACACUUAAAGCAAUAAAUAAAGCCAUGCUAAUCUCUUCUGUGUAGACUCCUGUACACGUAUCACCUUAAAAAACCACUUUCUAGCAGAACAUUAAGUGGCAGAAUAAUGCCCUGGCAUUUGUUUGUCCUUCCAUCCUUUUCCUCACAGAAGAAGAGCAUGUAGUGGAAUCAUUUGAUUUUAUGAGGUGGUGUCUUUUUGUUAGUUUUCUAAAAAUAUAUGUUGCUAUUUACUUAAAUAAGGAAGAGCAAAAUCAGAACUACAGAUCAGAAUUAGAAAAGAGUUUUGGUUGUAAACAGAGUAUUUUAAAAGGCUGCCCACUGAGUAAGACUGUUCUCACAUCCUAGAAAAAAGAGUACUGGUAAGAGAUGUAAGAUAUUCCCAGAUAUAAAUAUGAACAAUGAAAAAGGCAGGUAUAUAUAAUGGAUGACUUCUGCUUUAUGCACAACAGUAAACAGAUGCUAAAACUGAUUAAUACCCAGAGAGGGCAAAUACUGUUUACUCAAUUCUGGCAUUUGUUUAUUGCCAGUACUCCUCUAAGGUGUUAUUUUUUCCUUCCCUAAAGAGAUUGGAACAUACUGUUAAAUCAAUAUCAGAGCUUCUGAACUUAUUGCAAAAGAGCAAGGUUAGAAGUGAAUAACCAUCAAGAAGAGAUUUUUUCAGAAGUGAGCCAUUGCAUCACAGAACAGAUCAUAAGGAAAAGAGAAAAAGAGUUACUGACAGGUAUAUUUAUUUUAGAAGUUUCUAUGGCACUUCUGGUUGAUUGAAAUCAUUCUGAAACUGUAUACUCAAAGCAUGGCUGCCCAGUUCAGAUUAUUUGUAUUUGCGAAGAAGAAGAAGGUAAAGUUUUUGAAGUCACACAAGGGACUUACUUCUCAAUCUCAUUUUCUCUGCUUAAAUGCAACUUCUUUCUGAAGGUUGAAGGAAACUUUGCUGAGUGAUCCUGAGGUUCUGAAUGCCUAAAUAAGUUUUGGAAAUGUGGGUUAUAAAUCUGUAUCAUUUAUGUUUCUUUGAAAUGCUGUUCAUGAUAAUGUAUAAAAGCAAAUUCUAAAGUAUCCAACCAGCAGCAAAGGUGCAUUUUUCUAGUACUAACCUGUGCUGAAUGAGGAAAUGUGGAUUUUUUCUAAUCUAUGCAGUUUUUUGUACCUUUUUUCAAAGUGAUGCUCCCAGAUGAGUUGCUGUGAGUGUAUGAAUGUUCUGAUUUUCAGUGGGGAUGGGGCAUGUUACCCCCAUUUAUAAUGUGAUGAGGGAUUGUAAGGGAGAAAGCACUGUUAAGCCAAUUCCAUCGAAUUCAACUCAUCUAUUGAGGGAGUGUCAGGUGAGUGUAAGUGAUUCUCAUUACAUCUCUAAGUUAAGUCCUAUGUGCUUGUCAGUGUUUAAACAUGUAAGCAUUCCUCUCUGGAAACUUGUCGUAGGUCCUGCAAGUGGAUAGGAAAGAAUCUUACUGAGAGAAAGCGUCUGAAGAAAGCAAAGUAUGUGUGUAGGAGAGAGAAGUUGUGCAUAGAGGUGCUGGUAAUGUUAACUUUCAUCUAUCUGGAAGCUGGAUGACCCAGAGAUUAUUCAUACAUAAUGGAAGAAAGUACUGUACAUAAUGCGAUGAACUCUCAAGGCAUAAGGAUGAAUUUUAGAGGCCAUAAUCCUUAGAUUUUUAGUGGAAUUGCAUGAGAAAUGAACUAUUUUUUUAGUUUGGGUUUGGUUUGGUUUUUUUUAAAUAAUAGUUGUAUUUCUAAUUUCAUAGAAAAAUUGUGGCAGAAAAAGAACGUCUAAGAAGUUUAAAUGCAAAGAGCAUCCUGGUUUUUUGUAUGAUUUGACUUUUUUGGAGGUAGGAGUAGGAAUUCCUUUGUGAGUUUCAAUACCGAAUGCAAAACUAGAUGUAAAACAGAAACCAAGAGCCAUCUCUCCAAAUCAUCAUCUGCUUGAUUCCUUCUUGGCAUAGUGGCAGUUAGCAAGCUACUUAAGGAAUCCAUCGCUCCUAGGAAUGGAUAUCUGGUUUUUUUAACACUGAAAUGGUCAUUCUUUCUCACCAUUUUUUCCCCCCAAAACAGUAUAUAGGUUGGUCUUUGUAAUCACUGGGGAAAGAACAGGAGAGCAGAGGGCAAGGUGCUGGCUGAACAUUCUCUCACUAUGAUCAUAUUUACUAAAGCUUCUCUCUGAGCUGUCCUAAAUUGUGUUAGUUUUGUUAUGCACUUGGAGUAGACAGAUUCUCUGACAGGAUCUUGUGUCAGGCUCUGAAACAGGCAAGUGGGAAGGACUGAGGCUGCCACUCUGUUAUACUGCUCCCAUAUUUCUCUCUUCUGUUUGCAAUUGCCAUUCUGAUCCUUGGACAUCUGUGGUGAUUUUCACAACAAUCAUGGUCAUGGAAGCCAUGGGAAACUUCUUCUUGGGAAGAAUCAAUAUAUGCAGUCCUCCACAGUGUGAAAUGUCACUCUCCAGAGAAAAGGGAUUAGAAAUAGUAUUGUCCUCAAGAGCUGAGAAAACUUGCAGAGAGACAGUUUCUAUAAUUACCAGGAAAACAAAACAGAGAGGCAGGGUUGUGCAGCAGGGACAUCCCAUCUCAUACACACUGCUGUGAUAAUGAAAUCCAAACCCUGUGGAAUUGCAGGCACAUUAUUCUCACUUGCUUUAAAGGUCAGCUAAGAAGCUAAUUUCUCAAAUGGGCUCAUAGCUCAGAGACAACGUAACACUAGUCAUUUCUUCCAACAAAUUGCAGUUGUCAGAGAAACUGAGUAGCUCAUGGAGUUAAAAAUAGACACUGUGAGCUUGCCAGAGAAGGAUUAAUUCAGUAACAAAGGUGAAGGUACAUCAAAAUAUCGUAACGAUUGGAGAAAAAGCAGCAAAAAAUGCUCAACUGAAAGCAAGUUACCCGUAAAAUUACGUUAAAAAUAAUCUGAAUCACAAAGCAGAAGAAUAGCAGGGUUUAGUCUUCAUUCUGUUUUAUUCACCUUCUAGAUCCACCCUGCAGUUUCUGCUUUAUCAGCUAAUCAGUUUGGCUACAGUCCUUUCCAAGUCAUGUACCUCAAGAAAGGCACGAUAAAGACAUUAUUUGAAUACUGAAGAGUAUUUGGCUUGACAUUUCUAUCUUCUUUGCAAGAAGGAGGGGAAAAUAAUUUAUUGCUAAAUGUAUUCAACUGAAAAAUAAAAACUAAAAUCCCCAAAUCCAAAUCUAGUAACAGAGCUACAGAGAAAGCAAGUUUCCAAACCUUGGUAUAUCUUUACUAAAAAGUGGGUAAUUAUUUUCUAUUGCCUCAAACAUUUGCAUUUUAAAGAAUUAUGUUUUGUGCCAUGAUUUUGAAAAUUCAUAUUGCUAUAUUGCUGCUUUCUUGAAUUUAACAAACUAAACAAAACAAACCAGUUCUUCAUUCUUCUUCAGUUACUUAUUUUCCAUAGCAGAGCAAUUCCACAGUUCUGCAUAUGACCCUGAAGUUGCAGCAGUGCACUGCAGAUAGGAAAUCUAAGCCUGUGGUGAAGGUGAAAAGUUCUGCAAUGUAUAGGUUGGGUCUCAGCUGAAGACAAGGCUGGUACUAGUUUCAUGCCGUUUCUACUAUGACUUAAGUAAUUCUUUUUACUUAUGUAUUCAGAAGCUAUCUGAAUUCAGACCUAUAUAUAGGUCAGGAUAUAUAGCUCAGGAAUAAUAUUCACCACUUUCUUUAGAAAUUCUUUCUGUAGCGUGUGUCUUUUCUGCACACCUGUUAUAAAACCUCUGCAUUUCAGAUCUGAAGCAUUGACAAGUGUAGGGUAUAAAUAAUAAAUUAUGCCAGCAAAUCAAAUCACUGUGAAACAUAUUUGCAAAGUAUUUAUGCUCAUUCUCUUUUAGAUAUCUUAUAAGCUAGAUUCCUUUCUCCAAAUUCUGUUGUCGUGGAAGCCUUUGGUCAUCACUGUAAGAGAGGUCAAGACUAAUCUUGGUUUUGGGAUUUAAAUAACAUCUACACGAUUUAUCUGGCAUUCACUGUGUGCCAUUAUUAUCAUGGCAUUAAGGUUCAGUGGUGAAACAGAAAUGUCAGGAUAAGCAGCACCAGCAGUUAUCUGCAUUGCACAUCCUACGCAUUAUGUACACAUUCCAUGGCAUACUUUUAUUUUAUAAAACAUGAUAUGAAUGCUUAAAUAUGUAGAAAAAAAUAGUUAGGAAUAAAUAAUACAAAAUAUAUGAACAUUCCCUGAUAGCUAUCUUGGGAUAUGGAUAUGUUAUCAUCUACCCUUGGGAUUGCUCUGAACAAAUCAUGUAUCUUUGGCACCUAUCCUUGAGUAAAAGGCGUGGCCAUCAUCAUCCCUUUAGUUGUUAAAUUUCAGUUACUUCAGAGCCCAGAGAUUAAUGACACAAGUAUUUUUCAGCCAAGCAUUUUAAGAGAAUAGUAACUGCCUGGGGAUUUUUUCUGAAUAUGGUGGGCUCCACUUUUAGGACUGACUUUAAAUUCCCUCUUGAUUUGAUAUUAACCUUUCCCAGUUCACGAAAAUUCUACUAAAAUUCUUCUUUGCAGGAUCCCGUAGUGUUUUGAGGAGGCUAUGUAUAUUCUGUUUGUGCAAUUCACUGGUGUAACAUAUCAAUAUUAAGGCAUUUUCAGAUCACUAUCCUGGAGAGUCCAACCAAUGUUUCACAGCCACAUAUAAUUCUCUAAUUCUUUUUACCACUUUGCUCUGCCUCUAUUGCCAACUUUAAAGAUGGAACUGAAUGCUACUAAAAAUUAUCUGGUGGUUCAUAUUUAUAUAUUUCAGUGGGAUAAAUUCAUGAUAAGGAGAUACUUUUGCAAAACAAGCGAGUAUUAUUGGCAUGAACUACACAGACUAGGCUCAUAAAGUCAUAGUUCAGUCUCUUCCCAAAGCCUUUGAGAGCGAAGUGAACUUUGCAUGCAAUAUUUCACCUAGAGGAACUGAUAACAAAUUUGCAGAUUUCUGUCAGUGUGAUCCUGACUCUCCCAUCUAAUCAGAAGUCAUGAAAUUCAUGAAACCAAAAAUGGAAAAUCGUAUACUUCUGAUACUUGUUUAAACACUUUUUCCGAGAGUCAUCUGUAAUUCUGAAAUUGGUGAUUUAAGUGGCGAUUCAUUCAGACACAUCUUCAUUUCCUCUGUAGUUAAUUCUAGAAAAAAAUUAACUUUGAUGCCUUAGAGUUGUAUCUUUCAACUUCUCCCUUUAAUUUCAGUGUUGCCAAAGUAAUAUCUGAGGGCUAAUUCAUGUCUAAGGUGGUCAAAACCAUCUAUAAUAAUAGAGAUAUAUGUGUGAAGAUAGCCUGGAUUGUUGUAGGAAGAUGGAUAUUCACCUGAGUUCAUGAUGCUCAGUUUUAGGAGUGGGAAUUUUAGGAAGAGUUAUGAGCUGCACAUUGUUGGUGCGUCACUUACUGAGAGCAGACCAAAGGACAGAAGUGCAGUGGAGUAAAGUUUUAGUCUCAGCUUUGAGUGCUGAGAAUUUCUGCUUGUCUUGUUUCAAACUUCCCUGUUUUGGAAGCUGGAUAAAAAUAUUUGGUAGUCCUAGAAUGUGAAGAUUGACCACCUCAAAGUCUGCACUCCUGUGAAACAGACAAAUCUCCCCUCAGUGCAAAUGCUUUUUGUGUAAUUCUGUAAUACUGGUUUAGUGUUGUCUUAUAAAGCUUCUCUGAAGAGACUUGUACUAGCAUUCUGCACUAACAAGAUUACAACCUUGCACUAUCAACAACGGAUGCUUAGCAUUAAAAUAAUCUUAGAUGCCAUUAAAGACUGCUAAAGCUCUAUCAGGGUUUAGAGCACUGUGACAUUUGUGAACCUAAGCUGUUUGUAUAAAAUUUCUUACAGGCAAAGGAUAAUCUAAUUAAUGACAGUACUUACAUUUUAGUAAAACACAGAGGAGAUAAGGUGGUGUCCCUAGACAUUUCUGUCAACUUAGUGGUUAAGAGAUUAAUUUUAGUACUCUGUAAAGCUGAACAUUAUUUUAAAACAUCAGCCUGCAAUCUACUGGAAAGGGAUGUGGCAAGUUAGAUGAUUUUAGGUUUUGCUGUCAGAUGGCAUGAACAGAAAAGCUCAGAAAGCAUAUAAGCCAAGAUCUUCCCACACUGAAACCAAGGGAGUAAUUGCAAAAUUGAGUCUGGUUAUUUGUCCUGUAACUAGCUGUUCCACAAAGGAAUCCACCUGCCAAUGGAAGCAGAGUCCACACAAAUUAUCACAUGCUGCAUUUCGGGUUUUUUACUGGGAGUUGUUUGGCAGACUUAGUGGUCUGGAAGUUCCAGCAAGUACCUCUGGUUGAAAGUUUCUAUUUCAGUUAUUAUUGCUUCCCCAGAGCAACCAAAGACUUACCUACUUGAAAUAAAAAAAAAAAACAACCAAACAAAAACACGAAAACACAAAAAAAACAAACAAAAAGCAGUGAAGUUUGAUUCUGUCAUUUGUGUCUUUGACUGUGAGCAGUUGAAGUGCAUGAUGUAUGUACCAACCAGGCCUGUGCUGUGUCAUUGAGCAGGUUAUUCAAGGCCACAGCAGCAGUAUAACACAGCUGAAUUCAGUAUUAAUCCCUCCAUGGUAACACGAGUCUAUGUAAAAAAUUGAUGUGCCAUAUGUGUAGGCCAUGGGAAAAUUGUGUGUGCAGUGAACUAUAUAUGGUCUUAAAAGCUUUAACAUUUGUACUGCUCUUCCUAUAACAGUGUAUGUCUUGAUACCUGUGACCCUAUGGGCUUCUGGAAAAAAUGUAAUCUAAAGUUUAUUCUUCUUGUUUUAAAAUCACUGCUUUGUGAGUUACUGUUUACACAGGUCUGCAUACAGCAAGGGGUCUUUCUUCAUGUGUUGCUGGGAAAUAAAAAAGCAGAUGCUAUUUGUAAAUCUUACAGGCUUAUAGAGAUCAGUGAAUGCCUUUACUGAAUCUCCUCCUGAUAAGCCACUUCUUUUCUCUAGCAAAUGCAAACAGUGCCAAUAGUCUGGGCCUUCUUUAAAAUAAACUAGUAAUUUGUUAAAUGGCCUUGUUCUCUUCUGCUUCUAUUGAUACUUCUUAAUUUUAUCUUUUUGCCUCCUUUUGAGUGGGCUUUGGUGAUAUGAUUCUUCCAAAGUGUAGCUGAGGACAGACAGUUUGUCUUUUUUUACCCUUCCUUUUUCAAAGCCACUGAAGGCUUCAAACAAGAAGAAAGAACUUUACAAAACUCAUGCAGGUAUGUUGUUAGAAGGUAGCAGAAGGAUAAAACAGCCUUCUAAGAGUACUCCAGACUAUCUUUUAACAGCAUGCCUGCACUGUGUUGUGACUUGUCAUCUUGCUUUCAUAGUGUGACCUACUAUAAUGGUGUUUGUUACAGUGAGGUCCUUUUAGUUUGUUCUAAAGAUUUUACUUGUUUGUUACCAUAUUAGAAACAUAAUGUGCACUCUAUAAGAAAAGCAAUAUACAAUAUAUUCUCAUCUAUUUCAAUGCCUCUAGUUUUAGGCUAGUAUUCAUAUAAAUGUUUAUAAACAAAGUACAGGUUUUCUUGUUCUUCACAGGACCAAGCAAAGUUUUGCCUUGUCUAAAUAUAAACAAUUGUCUAAAUACUAACAGUUGCACUCUUUUCUCAUGCUUCUAGUUAACCUGUGGUGGGCUCCAUCCUACUGAUUCCCCAUUAAUGCAUUUGAAAUGGAAAAGUAAUGAGCUAUUUCAGUGCAUGACCUUUGCACAGUACCUGAUUCAUAAAGAAAUAGAUCCAGUAUUUCAUUUAUGAGUUACUAGUGAUCUGCAAGACAACAAAAACCCUUUGAAGUUCAGCUGAGUAACUUCUGAAGCUCUUGCAUUGCUUAUUCAGUUUCACAGUUUCUUGAGUCAUUAUAAUGGAUAUAUUUGAUGAAACCUUUGCCAUAGACACUGGCAUCAGUCUUCAUAAAAUCUGUUCUAAUUUCUGUUUUCCAUUAUAUGUGGAAGUGUACUGUAAUGGAGAAAUUAUGUGCAUUAAAAAAAAAAUCAUACAAGUUUUCUUCAAGACAAUUCUCACUUUAUUUGACCUUGUCCUCUGGUAGGUAGCUCACUUUAAUUAUUUUUUGUCAUAUUAGUAACACAAUAUCCAUAAAAACAUUCUCCAGAGAAACUCCGUUGAAGAACAUUUUUUUGUGGCCAGGAUACCUCUAUUUCACAGCUAAGUCACUGAAGAGGUGAUCAAAGAAGACAGAAUAUUAAGACAAAUUGAGAAAUUUUACACACAAAAAAUGUGUGUAUAUGGUUAUAAAAGUGCUACAACAGGGAAGUUACUGAAUUGGAUUUUUUUCCUCAUUAACAUUUGCUUAUACACAUAAGAGCUGCUUAUAAAAUAUUUAUUUUGUCCCUCACAAUCUUUCUUUUGAAGCCAGAAGAGCUUCAAAGUAAAAAAAAAAUGACUUGAUUACUUUGUAUGAAUUACUUAGUAAGUGCAAUCCAGACGCCAAGUCCAUCCAGAUGCCAAGUCCAUCCAGACUGACUUUAGUUGCCACAAAGGUGGCUAAUUCACUGGAAGUCAUUGACAGUUUGGCUUUGUAAGCAUAGUAAUGAGACACUAUGAAGUGCUCCAGUUCAGUUACAUUGUCAGCUGCCCAAAAUACCACCCAGACUAUUUAUUACUUUUCUCUUGUUACUUAAAAAGGCAAAUAAUUAGCUUAAGUCUGUGUCUUUGCAUUAUUCAAGUUCUUGUUUGUGAAGACUGCAUCUGGUAGUAUGUUGCAGUCUUGUUUUCCCAUGGUAGAGAAGAUGGGUUUAUCUCCUUUGUGAUAUCUUUUUUUUCUUUCUGGAAUUUGUUGACAUCUCUUCAACCAUGUCAUUGGCUUUGUUUGGGCUGCUCAAUGCCUGGAAAUCCUGGAUAAAAGACCACGCUAAACACGUGCAGAACAAUUCUUUAUAUCAGGUGAUAAGUUUUGUAUGGAUAUUUUAUGUUUACUGCUAGGGGCAAAUCAACUUUUUAAGUGCACUGGGCUCAUCUUAUGCUAUAGAGCUGAUGUGUGUGGGCACAACACAUGUUGACACAUUGCUCAGCUAGUGCAGACACAUGGUCAUGCACUUCAGUGGGGCAAAUCUUAAGGAAAAAUUUGCAGCAUUUGGAAUUUCAGAUGUUGGCAGGAGUACAUGAUUUGUAUCACCUACUCUCUCUCGUGUCAUGAAAACUGUCUGGAAAUAUAAGAAAAGAGGAAGGCAAAAAAGAAACAAAUGAGGUCAAUUGUGAGGCAGAGCUCAUUUAUCAAAUUUCAUGUCCCACAUGUGGAACUAACACCAUUCAAAUACAGUAGUCAACACUGAUCAUCCAUCUCAUAGGAACUGCAUUUCUAUUUCCAUAGAUAAAAUUUUUACUGAGCAGCUAUAAUAGAAUACUGUCAUGAGGCAAGAGGUGACUUUUCUUUUUAGUAACAACUAUGUAAAGAUUGGUUGCUGAAAUGGUCAAUACCCAAAUACCCUACUGGGACUUAGCAAGUAGGAUUCUCUUUCCAACAAGGUUUUGUGGUAGGAACUUUGAAUGUUCUUGUGAAUCAGGACAGAUCAAUGGUGGUCCUAAGCCUUCACAAGUAAAGCAGAUUAUUGCAUCACAGUCAAAACCCUGGUCAGUACUGCAUGCCAGAAACCCCGUGUUCUGAACAACUGCAGGCUUCCUACCUCCUGGUAAUCCUUGCAAAACAAACCAUGUGGCUCCAGUUUUACCUAAUAUGAGGCCUUGUUUGGGCUAAGAGUCUGCAAAGAGCUCUGAAACCGUAUCCUACACUCCUUGCUGUGCAAAACCACCAUUGGUCUGAUUUUGUAAGAGUUACAUUUGCUGGGUAACGUGUAGCCUGUAAACAGAACCAUAGUCCAAUAUGUUGAUGUGUGGCGCAUUCCAUUUAGGGACAGGCCAGCGCUUUUCCCUGACAUGCAUUUGGAUUGAAAGCUUAGUUACAUGGGCCAUUUAGGCUGCAGUUCCAUGCGUGUGCUCAGGUGAACAGUGAGCAAAGGACCCAGGGGCCUCAUGCAAGGCCCAGCGCAGAUGCUGUGAGCCAGGGUGGGGCACUGCGGCCGUACCUCAUCGGGUGGUCAUAGUGGGGACUCACACGUCCAGUGUCUAAUGCAGCAUUCCAGAUAUCUAAGGACUAAUUUUUCCAUACAUCCUACACACAUGCCUAUGUAUUUUAUGAAUCAGGUCUGUGGUCAAUGUCUUGAACAACUUGUUUGCUGCAGUUUCAUGCGGUUAUUAUCUCGUUGGUUUGCAAUGUAAAUAAUAUUGUACAUCUGCCACUUUAUGAUACAAAUGCCAUGUGAAUUGCUUAUUUUUAAAAUGUUACUACUCUGUUAUGGUUUAUUUGCAAUGCCAUCUGACAGUAUUGGUUUAAUAUACAAUGUAUCUGUAUGGCAUGAAUUCAAUUGCUUAUAUUUUGCGAUGUCAAAUAUUUUUUUGUUUGUUUUUUAAAAUGAUUACAUUUCAUCCUAUGCCCAUCCAUAAAUGUUUCUUAAGUGGCUCAUUAUGUCUGAAAAUAUUGCUUCCUCUCCAGUAGUGCAGCCAUAAAACUAGUAUUCCUGAUCAAAAUCAUCAGAUAUACCAUCUAACAAUUUCAGAUUAGAAAUAUAUGUACAAAUAUGUAAGCAUUUAUAGUUAAUCAGAACAUCUACUAUGUCUUCUUUGCUUUAUAUGCAAUGAUACAUUUUAGUCAUUUUGUAUACUUUUUAUUUGUAAUUAUUUGUGAUUCAUACACAGUGUAAAUAACAUGUUUCAUUAUGCAAGAUUUCUAGGUAUUCAAGAUUUUAAAAAGUUGAAUUUGUAUAUGAAAAGAAAUUGACAGUAGAUUGGAAUGACAUAAAAUAAAGUGGUGAUGACUGUGUUCUAUUUAUACUGUUCAUUUCCAAAUUGUAUGUUAAAGAAAACACAUUUAUUUGCCCUUUAAUGUUCAACCACUUAUUUGCAGUAUAUUUACAUCAAUAAAUCAUGUAAAAGCCUAUUAAAAGUCAUAA